UUCUCCACAUGGACAGAACCCCGGUGAGCCAUGGACAAGAUUAGUUUUUUUAUUAUUACCCUGCUCGAUGUUCUGGUGUCUUUUGGUACCGGUCAGGAAGAUUUACGCGCGCGCGUCGGCCCGUGGAAACACCAUAUUCGGUGGGAGAAUAACGGUCAGGUUUAUAGUCUGCUCAGCACCGGGUCUCGUUAUCUUUUGCCUUCGCAGAACAGAAGACGCACGCAAAUGUUACUGACAACAAAAAACAUGUUUAACCAAAUGGACCAGCCAGUUGCGCUCAGCAGGUCCACCAGAGCCAGGUCUGUGAGCGCCGAGGACGCACCCAGGGAUCACUCUGAGCAAAGGGUGGACAGUAAAGUUGAUUCCUCGGUUCUGGGUGCUGAUGCGGGUCACUACCUGCUUGCAUCCGGCCGGCCUGCUGCGCACAGUCGGACCAGCGGUGAUGCUGCGGAGCGCCUAACGCACCGGACUGCAUCUAACAGCACCUCAGCCGCUUUCCCAGAGUUUUCCGGCAGCGGAGUCCCCAGAGGAGGCCGCAGCAUUCCCGGUGAAGUUGGUGCACAACAGCUCAGCCCGGCCCCGCUCAGGGUGCAGGACUUUACGCACACCCGGGUCGGCACGUUAGCGUCUGAGAGCUCGGAUUCACCUCCAAGAUCUGUCUUGCUCACCCGGACUGUGGACAGCGGGAACCCCAAUCAGAGCAGAGCGCAGUCACUGACCAGAAUCUCCCCAGAACCAAACCAGCCCCCCACUGCGCUCUCCAACAACGCUGUGGAAAUACACGUCCCCAGCAGAAUGCCGGAAAAUUCAGACGAGAGUGACCCCCAGAAUCCGCACAGCAUCCACCACAGGAACUCCGUUUUCUAUAAUAUUUACCCAGCAGACCGCAGGAACAGGCAAAACGCACGGAAUCCACCCGCAACCGGUUACGGUACCAGGUUCUUCCACAACGGUCUCCCAGAUCUGAUACCUGACCCUUACUACAUCCAGGCUGCCUCCUACAUCCAGAGGGUUCAGAUGUAUGCACUCCGCUGUGCUGCAGAGGAAAACUGCCUUUCCAGGUCUGCCUAUCAUCCAAGUGUGAGUGACCUGGACUACCGUGUUUUGCUGCGGUUUCCACAGCGAGUCAAGAACCAGGGAACAGCAGACUUCCUCCCAAUCAAACCCAGAUCCGAGUGGGAAUGGCACAGCUGUCACCAACAUUACCACAGUAUGGAGGCCUUCAGUAACUAUGACCUGCUGGACGUCUCCACUGGACAGAAGGUUGCUGAGGGACACAAAGCCAGCUUCUGUCUCGAGGACACGUCAUGUGACCCAGGGGUACGGAGACGCUUUGCCUGCACUGCUCACACACAGGGGCUUGGUCCUGGUUGCUAUGACACCUACCACGCCAACAUCGACUGCCAGUGGAUCGACAUCACUGAUGUGCCGCCUGGAGACUACAUACUUAAGGUGACAGUAAAUCCCUCUCAGCUGGUCCAGGAAUCCGAUUUCUCCAACAAUGAGUUAAGGUGUGACGUCAGGUAUACAGGAAGCUUCGUCCAGGCAAGAAACUGCAGGAUCGUUGUGAGCUGACCUGAAGAAGACCGACACGUUCACACUCAGAUGUGUUGCUCCUGAUGUAAAGCUGCUGCUCUGUUCUUAUGCCAUCUCACUGUUAGCUUUACAAAUUAAUCUUUGUAUUUAUGUCAUUUUGUAGUAAAAAAAGCCUUGUGUUAAUUUUCUUUAUUUAUGUGAAGAAUCAUCCAGUCUCUGUGCAAUAGGAAAGUGUUCUGAAGAUUUAUUCAUGAAGAAGAAAAUGGUGCUCGUUUUCCCUUUGAUAUAAAAUGUAUUUUAAGUUUAAAUUCGUUUGAUAACAAAUACAUGUAUGAUAAAGUUGAAUAAUGUGGAUUUUUUUGUGUAAAACACCAAACUGUGCAUUUAAUUUGUUGAUUUUGAUUAAAUCUGUAGUCUUUUAAACACUAACAGAGCUUACUUGUUAGAUAAAUAUUCUGGAUUUGCAUUGAAUUUUAUAAUAAAUUGUAUUUAGAUUUUAAAACCUGAAGUACGACUGCCUUGUGUUAAAGCCUGGGUAAUGAUCACGGCUGCUGAUGGGAUAAUUUGUGUAAAUUUCCAACUACGUGAGGACACACAGUGCUCAUAGGAGGAGUUUAGUGGCUGGUUUUGUUUGACUGCUUCUGGACUAACAACCCUCUGAGAAAUACCUGUAAUUAUUCCACUUUGCACAGAAACAGCAGGAAGAUAAAUAGUGCAUCACACCGUGA
Messenger RNA from Nothobranchius furzeri (turquoise killifish), 2264 nucleotides. It is a transcript of the gene loxl5a, whose product is annotated as lysyl oxidase-like 5a. Gene Ontology annotation, biological process: collagen fibril organization; peptidyl-lysine oxidation. Gene Ontology annotation, molecular function: protein-lysine 6-oxidase activity; copper ion binding. The record is from RefSeq and is a predicted model, not a curated record. NCBI's taxonomy places the organism in Eukaryota, Metazoa, Chordata, Actinopteri, Cyprinodontiformes, Nothobranchiidae.